AAUAUCAAGCUUGGUGGUUUUGAUUGAUCUUUCCUUGGAAGAAAUAUGAAUACCUUCUCAAACGUUCCUCCAGGCUUUAGGUUUCAUCCCACGGAUGAAGAACUGGUUGACUAUUAUCUCAGAAAAAAAGUUGGUUCAAAAAGGAUAGAUCUGGAUGUCAUCAAAGAUGUCGAUCUUUAUAAAAUUGAACCAUGGGAUCUGCAAGAAUUGUGCAGAUUAGGAACUGAGGAACAAAACGAAUGGUACUUCUUUAGCCACAAAGAUAAGAAGUAUCCAACAGGUACCCGCACUAAUAGAGCAACAAAAGCAGGGUUUUGGAAAGCUACGGGAAGAGACAAGGCUAUUUACUGCAGACUUUGCCUUAUCGGCAUGAGAAAAACCCUAGUCUUCUACAAAGGACGAGCACCCAAUGGACAAAAAUCCGAUUGGAUCAUGCAUGAGUAUCGACUCGAAACUAAUGAAAAUGGAACUCCUCACGAAGAAGGAUGGGUGGUUUGCAGGGCAUUCAAGAAGCGAAUGACGAUGGUUCAAAAAGUGAGUGAAUAUGAAUCUUCAUAUUGGUACGACGAGCAAGUCUCGUUCAUGCAGGAACUUGAAUCCCCAAGGCGAUUUCCUCAGCCAUAUGCAUCACCAUACCAUCACCACCAUUACCCCUGCAAGCAAGAGCUUGAGCUGCAACACAAUUUGCCUCAUAACGCUUUCCUUCAACUCCCUCAGUUGGAAAGUCCCAGAGUUCUGCAAUCCGCUGCGAGCGUAAGCGCCUGCAAGUCGGUUGCUCCUUACGGAAGCACGUUGCAGUCAACAACUCUCACACAGGAAGAGCACAUGAACCCGGUGAUGCAUCAGCAAAAUCUGAACUCGGUUUAUAACAACGGCGAGCAGGCAGUGGACCAGGUGACUGAUUGGCGAGUUCUCGACAAAUUCGUCGCCUCUCAGCUUAGCCAUGAGGAAGCAUCCAAGGGAAACAACUAUUCCAAUGCAGACACCAGUUUGCAAGUGGCUGAACAUAUGAAUUUGCUAGCUAAUGAAUCCAAAAGGCCAGAGAUUGCUCAUCAAGAACAUACCUCUGCGUCGACUUCGAGUUGUCAAAUUGACCUAUGGAAGUGAAAGCAUAUAUACUAAUUAUAGAAGGGAAUUUAUAAGAAAAGAUGUCUUUA
This is a messenger RNA of Hibiscus syriacus, 1157 nucleotides long. RefSeq names its product NAC domain-containing protein 7-like. Gene Ontology annotation, molecular function: DNA binding. The coding region runs from base 46 to 1107 and encodes 353 amino acids. Gene Ontology annotation, biological process: regulation of DNA-templated transcription. The transcript has 4 exons. The record is from RefSeq and is a predicted model, not a curated record. Lineage: Eukaryota; Viridiplantae; Streptophyta; Magnoliopsida; Malvales; Malvaceae.